AUCACACUGCACAGUUUAUAUAAUACAUACCUGACCUAAUGUAUACAGAUGUAAGCCAUGUCAUAGUAGGGAUAACUUAGCCCCACCUUCUCCCCUUUUCUCUUAGCUUCAGCCACGGACUCAGCCAUAAUUCGGCCACGUUUGGAGACCUCCUAACUAGGGGGCCGGGGGGCAGGGGGCCUUGACUUUUUUUUAACAAGCGCCUUACUUAUGUGCUAUAUUGUACAAGUGUCAGAGGCCUAAACAACUGUUAGCCAAUCAUCCUCAAACAUCCCCAGAUCCUCCCCAAUUAUUUCCCAUUAUUUCGUUAUGCCUGGUGGCUCUUCAGCCCCGUUGGCCUCUCAUGGCUGAGUCUUGAGGCCUGAUGUCGUGUCACUUGAAUUCCCGAACCAUUCUUGGCCAGAUUCACUCAUUAUCUGCGAAGGCAAAGGGUUUGAUUCUCUUGGUUCUCUUGAUUCUGUUAGACUUGUCAGACUGUCAGACUGUUGGACCAACUGGUUCAUAAAAGCAUUGAUCCAGUCCCCGACGUCUGCUUAACAAUAUGUUUGUCUAGUUCUCUUGUUUUAUUUUCCAACGUUGCGCUCUUUGUCUAAGAAGACCCUUACCUUCAUUUGAACUUAAAUACGACGUACGAUUUAUACUAGGUGCGCUACUCAAGGUAGCAAGGUAGCUCGGGAACAAUGCCAUUCAUUCCAAACACUCCCGAGUCCCUAUUGGGUCGCUCCGACUCCAAGAAUCCGGCUACAACAUGUCGAGGUGUUACUUCGGGUGGUCGUCCCUGUCGACGACCAUUGAAUUCUUCUCCGGACUCGUCACCAGCUCCCGCUCCGCCUAAAAUCAAAGGCCUACGUGCCAACGACCCCCGAAAUCCCGACCUUUAUUGCUGGCAGCAUAAAGAUCAGGCAGCCUUAUCCUCGCACUCUAGUCCGGGACCAAGGACGAAUAUGCCAUCUAUUCACGAAUCAGGUCGUCAAAGCUUAGAGAGUCUCGUUAACCGUCUAGGCAUAGUCGACUCGUAUAAGCAUGGUAAAAGGCCAACACACAAUCCUUACGGGGAAAAAAUAACACAUCCACCAACACAACCUAGGACAAAGCAAUCAAGUUUCUGUUGCUGUUUCACAAUCACCGAAGUAGUAGAAGAGGAGGAACUUCCACCACGGCCACAGCCUAGACCAUUACAAACCGCACCUGCGAAACCCGUAUCCUCUAAGCCUCAUAGCCAGCAUCUCGCACCUCCUUCUGCGCAGUCACGACCAAGUGGCGAUUCUCUGAGGCCGCAUUCCAACCAUUCCGGAACCUCACAAACUUCACAAUACUUAUCCUUAAUCCCGGCGACGGCAUCACCGCAAACGGCUUCGCAGCUCAUGGCAGAGCUGGCCAAACCCAUCUCCCAGCAAGAUGAACCCGGUUAUAUCUACAUCUUUUGGCUGACGCCCGAAUCCAAACCGGCAGCCCCUCCAGCCGAGGCCGCCAAAUCCCUCCUAACGCCACCUCGUCCGGACGGACGCCAACGACGACCGAGCGACGUGAUGGAGUCUUACGCUGUUAAGGGGAGCAAGACCGGAUCGUCCAAGAAAAUUCUCUUGAAAAUUGGCAGGGCAAACAACGUCCAGCGACGCUUAAACGAAUGGACGCGCCAAUGUGGUUAUAACAUUUCGCUCAUCCGGUAUUAUCCCUACGUUUCCUCGAGUGAGCCGACAGAGCCCCGGAAGAUGCCCCACAGCCAUAAAGUCGAGCGCUUAGUGCAUCUCGAACUUGCGGGAGCUGGUCUUCGAGUAAGCGACAAAGCCAACUGUGAAGCAUGCGGCAAAGCUCACAAAGAGUGGUUCGAGAUCGAUGCGAGCAGGAAAGGUAUCGAAAUGGUCGACGAGGUGGUCAAGCGCUGGAGCGACUGGGACGAAGCCCACCCAUGAUCAGUCAAACGUCCGGUUUGAGCAGCUUCGACGGUACUAAAAGAUGAUAAAAAAAAGAUGCUGGGCCGCAUCAUUUUUCGGAUAUGACAGACACUACUGCCAGAUGGGAUGUAUGCUUUAGGUAGGUGUAAAGAGGACCCUGGUGCAUCUAACAUAGUAGAUGGGAUGUAACCAACAUUUGCCUAAUACGGCAGUUCGACCGUGAGUCGUGUGCUCUGUGCAACUGCGUCCCUUACAUCCCACGGGUUACUAUCGCAUCUUGCACCACGAUGCUCUAUAGGCAUAGGUAAUCUCCGACUCACUCUUCCGUCUCCACGCGGAUCACGGAAAAUAUAGUCUAUCGGACGGUUUGGGUCACCUCAUCGCGGUCAAUUUACUUUAGUUUUGAGACAUGCUCUGUGGAGCCAACAGGAACAUCGACAUUCGUGAUCUAAUGCCGUUGACGCUUUGAUGCAGUGAUACCCGAAAUUUCCAUCUUUAAACAUUGUGCGCCACUUAUUGAUAUUAUAGGUUAGGUUAGGCACUUACUUAAAAUAUGACGAUUUUAUGAUGAGAUCGAUUCGGAUCUCCGUUGCACGCUAUGUAACGAUGUUUUAAGCUUUGUCCAUGCUAGCUUUCGCCCCAAGAUAGUCGAUAUAUCCUAGUGGAAUGCAUCUCA
Daldinia caldariorum is the source of this 2571-nucleotide messenger RNA. Its product is annotated as DUF1766-domain-containing protein. The coding region runs from base 681 to 1913 and encodes 410 amino acids. The record is from RefSeq and is a predicted model, not a curated record. The transcript has a single exon. Lineage: Eukaryota; Fungi; Ascomycota; Sordariomycetes; Xylariales; Hypoxylaceae.